AUGCAGCCCGGCUACCGCCCCUUCCCGCCGCAGCAGAUGGUGCCGCAGCGCACCCCCCAUUCGGGUGGCCAACGCCGGGGAGGCAUUGGGCCCAUGAUGUCUUCCGGUCCGCACCCCCAGGUUCCUCUGACCCAGGCUCAGAUCGCACAGCAACAGCAACAAGCCGCCAUGCAAGUCGAGAUGGCCAAGCGCCGGAGUAAGAAGCCGACGGACAAGAACCUCCCCGAGGGCAUCGAUGAGUGUGUGAUUGGCGACAUGGCCCAGAGAUACCGCGAUCUCCGCGACUUUGAGAGGAGGCUCGACGCGACCAUGACGAGGAAGCGCCUAGACAUAGUAGACUCGGUCAAUCGCAGUGUCAAGCGGUGGAAGACGCUUCGAAUCUGGAUAACCAACACGGCCGAGGAUCAGGUCUGGCAAGGCAAUGCUCUCAAUGCCGACACCUUCGACUUCAGCUCGAAUCUCGAACCCACAUACCGCGUCAAGAUUGAGGGCCGACUCCUAGAUGACGAUGACGAUCUCGAUGACGAUAGCGAAGAGAGCAAGGAGAAGUCUGACGACCCUGACCGAAUGGACGAAGACGGCGCAUCCGACUCCAAGUCCAAGCCUACCAAAAACCCCAGAUACAGAUUUUCGCAUUUCUUCAAGGCUCUGCACGUCGACUUCCCCGCCAAUAGGAAAGGCGGUGACCAGGGCGUUGAAUGGAAGAAGCCCGAGCGAAGCGGCGCCGGGACUAACUUGCCCGCUGCGGCCGACUUCGACGAGUUGACGUUCAAGCGCAGUGGUGACGAGAAUCUGAACAUUACCAUCAACCUCGUCCGGCACGAGGAGCAUGAGCGUUACGCGGUCAGCCAAGAGCUUGAAGACAUCAUCGAUAUGCCCGAAGCCACCCGACAGGAGAUUGUGAUGGGGAUCUGGGAGUAUAUCAAGUUGAUGGGACUGUCCGAGGAUGAAGAGAAGCGUAAUUUUCGAUGUGAUGAUCUGCUGAGAACUGCCUUCAAGAUGGAAACGGGUGCCAUUCCCAAACUACAUGAAUACAUCACGCCCCACCUGAGCCCGCUCCCGGCAGUCCAGCUCCCGUAUACUAUCCGCUUGGACGAAGAGUUCCAAAAGGAUCCCCAGGCUACUGUCUACGAUGUUCGUGUCGCUGUUGAUGACGCGUUACGGGAGAAGAUGACUUCAUUCCUGAACAAUGCUGGCUAUGCCAAAAUGCUCAAGGAAGUUGCAGCUCUGGACGACCAACUGGCCACUGUCAUUAACGCGAUUCAUGUAUCCAAAGCCAAGCACGCAUUCCUGACAUCUACAGCGAAGGAUCCCGCUACCUUUGUGAAGAACUGGCUCAGCUCUCAGAAAAGGGACCUGGAGGUGGUGAUGGGAGAAGCGAUGAGGGGCGGCGACGACACAACCGGCGACGAGUGGAGAAAGGGAGGCAGAGAUAGUGUCUGGUCUACCGUCAACGCUCGCGAAAGUGUCAACGUCUUCCUCUCGAAGAACCCUGCCCAGCCACGAUGA
Molecule: messenger RNA, 1509 nt
Organism: Anthostomella pinea
Lineage: Eukaryota; Fungi; Ascomycota; Sordariomycetes; Xylariales; Xylariaceae
Source: the annotation of a GenBank genome assembly